Messenger RNA from Pseudopodoces humilis (Tibetan ground-tit), 1482 nucleotides. The record is from RefSeq and is a predicted model, not a curated record. NCBI's taxonomy places the organism in Eukaryota, Metazoa, Chordata, Aves, Passeriformes, Paridae.
ACCCCGCUGCCCGCCCGUCCGCCCAUGCCGCGGAAAGCGCUGCGCUGCGUCCUGCAGCUGGAGCUUCGCUCGAUAACUUGUCCUGGAGUGCUGCUGAAAGACAAACAGGAGCUUUAUCUCGGAGUCUUUGUACUGGGGCAGUACAACAAAACUGAAUGUGUCCCUGCAGUGUUCCCACUCUUCUUUCAAGAGAGACUAGUAUUUGAAAAGGCAUUUGCUAAUAUAGUUGAUCCUGGAGACCUUAUGAAGUUACUGGAGUUUGACACAGCAGUACUUGAACUAAUACAGCUCGUUCCUCCAGUGGGAAAAGUUCUAGCUACAUACGAAGAAAAUACAAGAGAUUUCCUGUUCCCUGACCCUAAGCUUACCCAUGGGCACCGUGGUUUGGUGCGUGAGAUUUUAAUGAAGAGGUCCCCGUCUUUCACAGGAAUUGCACCAAAAUUGAGAUUUUCUACAAACUCCCUUAUUUCAGACAGUCUGUUAAGCUUAGGAAGGAGUCACAUACAGGCUGAUAUGAACUGGGUGCAUCAUUCAGCCCUAAAUGGAAAAAUGCAGACAAAGCUACCAAAGAAAAGCCCUCCUUUGGCUGAGAAGGGCAGGCAGAGCUCGGCAGUGAGGAGCUACGAGCAGCCCACCAUCGCCUCCAAGUCGCACUCCCCCUCCCCGUACACCAAGCGCCGCAUGUGCGAGCUCUCGGAGGAGGCCAGGCAGAGACUGGCCCACCUGAACCUGGGGCCUCACGAGUUCAGGAGAGACACUGACAAACCUCCCUUUGUCAUCAGACGGGUUGGACAACCAAGUCCUGGCAUUAAACUUCAUCCCUGGUGUUCCCUGCGAGAAAGCACAGCAGAAGCCUGGCCCAAGGCACCCCAUGGAAAAGGAAGAAUGCUUAAUAACAUUUUUCUUUCUCCAGAUCCUUCCCCUCUCAACAGCUACAGACCCAGGAAAACUGAAGCAAAAUCUACCAGUGGAAAAGGCUUGGACAGUUCUGCUCUUUGCAAGGAGGAUGUGAGCCCAGAUCCAUCCAACAGGGAGUCCCAUUCUGCUGCUUCUUUGGAGCAUUCAGCACCUCCAGCAGGUCAGGAGCCUUCUCCAAGUUCUGUGCUGAACCGAUCUUCUCUGAGGGAAAGAUUUAGCACUGGUUGGCCUUCACCAGCAAAUGGAGAUGAGAUCCAUAAAAGAGUGAAAAAUAUUUUAAGGACACACAGUGCUAGACAGCGCCUAGUAUUUGAUGAUUUGCCUCAGACAAGAGAACCUCCUUCAGUUUAUGUGCCCUUAACCAUGAGUGAGCUGCAGAGCAGUUCUCCAGUGCAGCAGAACGCUCCUGUUCACUUGGAUAAUGGUGAAUGUUGGUCUGGUCCUGCAGCUGUGUACAAAGAGAAGCCUCACAGAGCAAUCUUGGAGGAGACUCUCGCAAAAAUAUAUGGAAACAUGUACCAAAAAGCUGCUGGUGCUGUUUCAGACCACAAAACACAUUCCUGA